Molecule: messenger RNA, 4868 nt
Organism: Cynoglossus semilaevis (tongue sole)
Lineage: Eukaryota; Metazoa; Chordata; Actinopteri; Pleuronectiformes; Cynoglossidae
Product: proto-oncogene c-Fos-like
Exons: 4
Coding region: 3541-4740 (399 amino acids)
Biological process (GO): regulation of transcription by RNA polymerase II
Cellular component (GO): nucleus
Molecular function (GO): DNA-binding transcription factor activity, RNA polymerase II-specific; RNA polymerase II cis-regulatory region sequence-specific DNA binding
Source: RefSeq, a predicted model, not a curated record
GAAUUUAGGUUAAAAGUCACGAGGUUUCUUUGCCUUCUUUACCGCGUUCGUGUUUUGUUAAACAUUCCUCGUUGCCCUAGCAACACCCCGCCCCUUCGCGUCAGUGACGUUUUAAAAUUUGCAUGGCAACACAGAUCGUUUGUGUUGUCACGACGAUCCACUCAACAAUAAAACAACACACUCCUGUGGCGUCGCCCGUGGACCAGGCGAGCAGAACGAGACGUCCUGACGUCAGCGAGUCAGCCGUCACCCGCGGUGUUUAGAAAGGGGAGGCAGAGUGUGCGCUCUGUUUCAGGAGCCUGUCUCUGUUUGAAGAGUGAAAGAGGAUACCCGACCUGAAACUGUAUAUUAGUGAUUUGUGGACCUGUGUUUAUUUGUGUUGGAUUGACUGUUGACAGGAAGGGCACAAACACUGGCACACUGUCCUGAACAGUGUGUGCUAACUGUUCAGGUGCAAGAAUCAAUGAAUACGACAACAAGUGUUGCAGGACUACUUAAAGGACUAUAUAGUGUAUUUAUCAAUAAGUGAGAUCUUUAAAGACAUUGUCUGCUGUAUUCUGUUAUUUCAUUGUGUAUUCUGUACUGCAUGGCUCCCUUAGCCGCUUUAAUGGAGUGGAGUGGUACAAUACUUUCACUUUAAAAAAAAAAUUAAAUAUUUGGGAAAUAGUUUUCAACUACCACAUUUCUACCCAAAAAUAAACCCACUGAUUGGAAAAAUAAAAAUAUACUUUCAUGAAAUUCCUUUAAUCCAUAUGAUAAAAUGUAUAUUAUGUGUAUUUAAGGAGAAAGUGGGGCAGAAUAGCAACACAACUAUGUUGUUAAACAGUACGAGUUCUACUUCCUUAAAUGUGGUUUCUACAACACAAUAACAGGGGAAGAUAUGCAAAAUAUUACACUAAAUGAAAAACAAGAAAAACAAAACAAUGUGAAAUUUAGAUAGUGAUGCAAAAAAAAAAUCUCUAUUUAAAUGAUAAUUAUAUUUAUUAUUAUUCAUAUUUAAAUCUACCAUGUCAAAUUAUAUCAUACAAUGUAUGGUAUCUCAAAUUUAUGUUCACUAUUUUUCUUACUUUUAUAAACGGUUUAAUAAGAAAUUCAUUUUGUAAAAAAAUAAAAUCAUUAAAAUCCCCAUCAAAGUCCAACCCACUGGGCUACACUCUGUACAGAAGCAGGCUGCUGUCAUCCACAAUGAGGCUGAUGAAACGUCUAUUUGCUUAUUUUACAAGUGCUUCGGAGUCCGACGUCACUCAGACUAAAAAUAAACCAACAGUCUUUGCACAUUCACGCUCAAGUUGCUUUGAAGAAAACAAAUCUCAGAGCGGUAGUAAUGGGUGUCUGCAGCUAUGGCCGACCUUUAACCCCUCUGUCUGUCUUGAGCUGCCCAUGCAUCCACUGAAUGGGCCAGAGCUGACCACCUAUAAUGAUGUUCCAGUAAACAGCCCAGAGGGGGCUAUGACUGCUGGGAAGCAGCCGGCAGCGCGGCCCCCUUUGAACAAAGUGUGGCCCCCACUCUGAUAUUCCCCCUUCAUCUCUUUGUGACGCCAUCAUCUGAGGCCUAAAAAUAGCACAUUCAGCUUGUUUAAACCUUGUAAAAGACUCGAGCUUGUAUAAUUGGUGCCAAUGAACUGAAGGGACAAGUGUGGGAAUGGAACCACUCCACUCUACACAGCGGCUGAAAAGAUUAGUACUUCAAUUACCGAAGACCUCACAAUGCAACAAUGAUGUGAUGUCAUCGGUAAGUCACGUGGGGCAGAGCUUUUGAACUUGGAUACUUCUGGUGUAUUCCACCUCUGAACAUGUGUGUCUGUAACCAGUAGUUAGCACAUUAGUAUGGCCUUAACAUUAUGGAACUCAGAGGACCAGGGGCCUGCAAUAUGUGGCUCCUGAGCCACUUUGGCUGUGCUGACUGAAAUACAUAGCAGGGAAAGAAACGUACCCGUCAGACCACAGUGAUUUUCAGGUCAAACAAGCCAUGAUAACUACAGAACACUGCUGUCAAUAAUUUUGCAGUACAGUAUUGACUUUAUUGUGAAAUAUUGAUUUUUUUUGUAAAUACGUUGUAAAUACCUUCAGUUAACACGUUUAUAUAUUCUUUUCUUUUUUUCUUUUCUAAAAACAAUUGUUAAUACUUCUUACACAUAGACAAUGUCUCUUGCUUAUUAUAAAUAGUCUUGCAGGAGCAUCUCCAACAAUAAUAUUUACUUUAGAAACUUAAUUCCUUAGGGAUUAAUAGAGUUCUAUCCAUCCACCCAUCCAUCCAUCCAUCCAUCCACUCAUCCAUCCAUCCAUCAGAUCAUGUCUUAGGGUCCACAAUUUGGAAAACACUAUUUUAUCAUCUAUGGAAACCCUGUUUUUUUGUUUUUUUAUAGCAGGACCAGAAUGAUAUUUCUUCCUUUCCACAGCUGAACAAAUGUGUCCUUGUGUCCACACAAUAGUGAGGCGUUUGUGACGCUGUUAUCAGUGACAGUGCGUAAAGACUUCAACUUUCUUUUAGCGCUUGUUUCACUUUCUUUAGUGACUGAUGUGUGAUCGUGUGAUCCACUCACUUACUGAGUAAGAGAGUGAGUGUCAGAGUGGGCCACACACGCAGUCAGUUUGUGCGCCCCCCCUCCCAUCCCCAACCUCUUCCCUCGCUUCUCUCCCCGGAAACACCAUAUAUGGUUCAACCAGUCCAUCCUGCUGAUUGGCUGCUUCAUUUUCUACAGUCACUGUUUCUAUUGCUGGAGACCUUCAGUAUUCAUAUGCAGAGACAGGUGAAAUGGGUACGAGCUGAUUGACUGCUGGUCAGUGGGGGAAGGGGGGGAAGGGGGGUUGACCAAGGAUUCACUAAUGCCUGGUUUCAAGACAUGGCCACAAAUUAAUGCAUAAAAUAAAAAGUAACAUUAUUAAAUAAUAUAUUAUUGAUCAUUGUUGAUAUUGUUAUUGAUGUUGUUUUGUACCAAUGGAAAACAAGAUUCUAAACCCUUAGGGAUAAUUUUUUCACUCUGUCUAUUUCUAUAUCAUGGAACAAUAUCUGAACACACCAUCUUCUGUCCUUCACGUGCAAGGACGUCUCAGAUACCAGUGCAAUUAAGAGGCGCGUGGUCGUAAAGGGAACACGAUGUAUGAUGCAGAUGCUGCAUACAUGUGAUGACGUACUUCAUUCAUGGCUUCAGACACGGAAUGGAAGCGGGGGUCACUGUACUAUAACAGCAGUUUGUUUACACAUUUGAUUAAAAAAAACAACCUGUAAAUAAAAGGUGUCUCUUUGUGUCCACUGAACACCACAGAUUACCACAUUCAACUGUCAACAUCGUAUUGUUCUCGUUCUAUUUUCACCCCUCCUUGUGUGAAAUGGUUCGGUCUCACCGCACAGAUUUCAUUCAUAAAAUUCCAGCUCACUAUAAAAGGCGGGCCUCACUAUAUCUGCACACUUACCUUCUAUGAUCCUGGCAAAUGGGAUAUAUAUAGUGUCAGGGUUGUUUUUUUUUAAACUUCCAAAUAAGGAAAAAUAAUUUAGCCUACCAUUUUUAUGCAGUGAUUUUUUUUCCCAAAGGAGAGAACAUGGAUCCACACUCCAGCAGUGACUUCGAGUCCUAUUCGUCCAGCUGCAGCACAGCAUCGCCUGGCGGGGACACCCCCAGAUGCAGCGACCAGCGUCCUCCAGACAGGCUUUUAUCACCAGUGGACAGCAGCAUCAUCGAGGAGGACGCAGCAAACUCCUUUGUCCCGACAGUGACUGCAGUCUCCACCUCUCCUGAUCUGAGAUGGAUGGUGCAGCCGACAGUCAACACAUCUGUCUCUCCUCCAUCCGGACGGGCCAAGAGUAGGAGUCGUGGCGCAGCACAUGCGUCCAGCAGCAUCAGCACCACGGCAGGUGCGAACAAGGCGAAGACCUCCAGCAGGAAAGGACAGAGGAGCCAGUCUUCCAAAAAGGAGGAGGAGGAGGAGGAGAGGCGCAGGAUCAGGAGGGAGAGGAACAAAAUCGCUGCAGCAAAGUGUCGUAACAGACGGAGGGAGCUGAUAGACACGCUCCAGGCGGAAACUGAUAAGCUAGAGGAGGAGAAGUCUGCCCUCCAUACGGAAAUCACCGACCUUCUGAAGGAGAAAAAAAGGCUGGAGAAGGUCCUGGCCUCUCACAAACCCUCCUGCAAGAUCUCUUCAAAAAGUGAUGAGGAGGACCUGGAGGAGGAGCAGGAGGAGGAGGAGAGCGAGGAUGACGUGGACACUAUUCUGCAGGAUUCUCCGUCCUCCCCACAGCUGCUGUCCAUCAUAGAGAGUGGAAAAACACCAGAGAGCAACACAACAAUCAGAGAAGCCACUGUUGGCCAAGAUGUGAAUGAUGUCUCUUGUGUACCUGCCGCCGCCAUUUUGGGGAACUCCAACAUCCUCCUGUGCUCCAGUGCAGAAGAAGAGGAGGCUCUGGAGGACUUAGGAGGAGACGACCUGGACGACUUAGUGCCCAGCCUGGAGAUGGCCGUGACAUCGGAAGCGGCCGCGUCCGUCCCCGAUGUAGAUCUGAGCGGGGCCUUCUGCCUGCCAGACUGGGAAACCCUGUACAAGUCUGUGACGAGCGACCUGGACUCCCUGAACACUCCAGUCAUGUCUUCCAGUCCCACCUGUGGCAGCUUUCGCACAGUGUUUUCCUUUAAUUACGCUGAGAUUGAUGGUUUGGACGAGGACUGCGACGGCCACAAAGGCAGUGUGGGAGCAUCAGAGUUGAUGAAAGACAGUCUCAACUCUCCAACUCUGUUGGCCCUGUGAAUAUCAAUGAGCAUUAUGCAACGGGAGCAUUAUGCAAUACUGUAAUUGCAAUCAGCCAGCAAACAAUGCUAUGAUGAUUCUCACGUAAUCUUUUGUGUUGUGAGUUUUGCAGCUGUGUUUACCUUAAC